UUUCAGAUUAUUUCUAUGGCGACCUUAUUGCCCAGAAACCUCCGCGCCCCAGAACUCGCCCUAUGUAGCAGACCAAAGAUCUUAGGGUCUUUGUUGCAGACGAUACCAAGCGCGCAGAGCCCCGGAAGUGGUGCUGCCCAAAGAUACCAGAGGAGCUGCCAAGGCGCGCAUGCGGUCCGUGGACAAAAGACUCCGGAGGAUCGGCGGCGGGAUAAAACACGCAGAGGAUUUGUGUAUGGUAAUCUCAAACUCAACCCAUCAUACCAAGAGUGUUGUUCAGUUCACCAGCACCUGAACGCGUGGGAGGGAUUCACUGUGUCAGCUGAGCAGACGAGACGUCAGGGAGUUCACAGCAUGGAGAAAUUAUUCAUCAGCUCUGAGUGUGGGCAGGGGUUCACGCAAUCUUCCCACAUGGUGACUCACCAGCAAGUUCUCGCUGUGGAGAAACCAUUUGUCUGUCCUGAUUGUGGAAAGGGAUUCACUCAAUCAUGCAACCUGAAGAGGCACCAGCAUAUUCACACCGGGGAGAGGCCGUUCAUCUGUUCUGAGUGUGGGCAAGGAUUCACUCAUUUGUCCAACUUGAUAACACAUCAGCGUGUUCACACUGGGGAGAGGCCGUUCACCUGCUCUGUGUGUGGGCAAGGAUUCACUCAAUCUUGCCACCUGGUAACACACCAACGGGUUCACACACUGGAGAAGCCGUUUGCCUGUCCUGCUUGUGGAAAGGGAUUCUCUCAAGCCUGUCAUCUAAAGAGGCACCAGCAGAUUCACACUGGGGAGAGGCCGUUCACCUGUUCUGAGUGUGGGAAGGGUUUCAUUCAAUCUUCAGAGCUACUGACACACCAGCGAGUUCACACCGGGGAGAGGCCGUUCACCUGUUCCGAGUGUGGGCAGAGAUUUACAAAGUUCUCCAGCAUGAUAACGCAUCAACGUGUUCACACCGGGGAGAGGCCGUACACCUGCUCUGUGUGUGGGAAAGGAUUUACCCGGUUGUCCAUCAUGAUAACACAUCAGCGGGUUCACACUAGGGAGAGGCCGUUCAGCUGCCCUGAAUGUGGGAAGGGAUUCAUUCACUCCUCCGCGUUACUGACACACCAGCGAAUUCACACCGGGGAAAGGCAGUUCAUCUGCUCUGAUUGUGGGAAGGGAUUCUCACAAUUUUCUCACCUGAUGGCCCAUCAACAAAUUCACGCUGUGGAGAAACCAUUUACCUCUUCUGACUGUGGGUAGCGUUUCACUGGUAAUUCGAACCAACGAAUAGACUGAGGAAAGGACAUUCACCUGUUUACAGCUCGAUUAUCUGAGCUAUUGGUACACCAGCGUGUUCACACUGGGGGGAAAGUUUAAAUAAGUUUUAGUUUGAUGUUGCAGCUGAUGUUCAUCACACCCAGGUCUAAACACUGGUCAUUGGGCACAGUUGGGGUUUGUUCUGCGGAUGUUAAUAAUUCAAUUCAAUUCAAUUCAAUUCAACUUUAUUGUCAUUGCACAAAUACGAGUACAGGUACAACGAAAUGCAGUAAUUCCAAGAGUUUAAUAUUCUGGGACUGUGACGAAUAAAUGAGUUCUGUUGUAAA
Molecule: messenger RNA, 1574 nt
Organism: Leucoraja erinaceus (little skate)
Lineage: Eukaryota; Metazoa; Chordata; Chondrichthyes; Rajiformes; Rajidae
Product: gastrula zinc finger protein XlCGF52.1-like
Exons: 2
Coding region: 16-1230 (404 amino acids)
Source: RefSeq, a predicted model, not a curated record